AUGGAAGUUGACGGUAUAGAAGAAAGCGGUUGUAAAAACCAUCCGGAUGGUGCCAAGUUUGCGAAUUUAAAGGCAUUUGUUAAUGCUGCUCGUGAGUUUGAAGCUACUCAUAGUGAAUCUGCUGUAAAUAUGAUGACCCGUUAUUUAGGGUUAAUAGCUUCAUCAUGUGAUCUAUCAAUAUUCUCACCUGGUCGAAUUGAAGUGUGUGCAUUCUUCAGUUCUCUAUGGAGAGUUAUGCGUGAUGCAAGAGGUCCGCACUGGGCAGGUGUAGCAGUUCUUGCUCGGGCUUCGAUAGAGCCUAGUGCAAGACAUGCUCUAACACACACAUACAAGUUUAUGCCAAUCUUAGCCCGUCUGUUAUCUGACACAACAUCAAAUGACAAGAAAAUGAAACUUCUUUCUGUGAUGCAGGACAUCUCAUAUGGAAUUAAAAUUAGUUGGCAAGAAUGUUAUCUCACCAGACUAAUGAAGCAGCUGACAGAGUGGAUAACUCAACCAAUGACCGAGCCGCAACACAGGACUAUUGGCCACAAAUCACUUACAGUGUUAGUCAAUGUGUGUUAUGGGAAUCUACCUGCAAUCUAUGCAUUGAUGAGGACAGUUGACACCAAGAACUUUGUUGGUCAUUUAAUAAGUUUAAAGGAUGGAGGUUAUGGUGGGGUGGAAGUAUGCCGCUUGUUAUUAUGUCUGUCUAAUGGCACGCGAGGGUCUGCAAACACAAGGCAGCCAGAUGUCACACACAGUUACUUGUCCUGUACUAUGAAGACAUUUAACAAAGCUAUCGUCGAAAGAGAUGCUACACAGUUACUUCAUGCUUAUACAUUCAUCAAUGACUUAUGUGCAGACAGUGAUGUCAAGAGUUUCGUUCUUACAUAUCCAGAUUUUUCAACUUCGCUUCAAAAUUCAAUGAAGAGUAUUGAUGAAUUAUGUAAAGUGGUGCCAGAUGAUAUGGGUGAACCGGAAACCAGCUGUUUAAGAUAUGUACUGAAGUUCGUUACGGUUUUGGUUAAUUUAGAUCUGUAUUCACUUCGAAGUCACCACUGCCAGCUGGUCUGCCUGUGUAUGAAAUCUAGUCGGACUUGUUUGCCGGACGCAUUGGAACUUUUCGCCGCUAUUGUUUCGCAAUAUAGAGAUGAGGGUGCACUACCAAGAGAGCUGAUAUCAGUUAUAAGUGAUGGACUCCCAGGACUUUUGGUACCCCCUGCUUUGGAACCUGGGAAAGCCGGAUUACAAUGGUUGCAAGUGGUAGGAGCUCUGUGCGAAUCGGGUGAAACCCAGGAGCGCGUAUUACAAGAGGUAACACCGGACUCCUUCGAGGACACCUUGUACGGUGUUCUGCAGUAUACUUCCCAGAAUGGACCAGUGGGAACGGAGACGGGCGUGCAGUGCGUUAUUGUGGCUUGUCGCACCGGACUAGCCCUGGCGCCACUCUCGCGCCACUGGGAAGCUGCCUUCGCGAGAAUGUUGGCACAUCAUCAGGUUAGAAAGUUACUGUGCGCGUGCCUCGCGAGCAAUAACGGGACACGGCGGAGACAAAUCUUGCAGAUAAUCAAGCAUCAUUACUUUCCGUCGGACCAAAUGAAUCAGAUUUUCGGUGAAAGUCUCCACAACAUGUCGGACGUAAGCGUGGAGAGUGCGUCUCCGCGAGUGGACGCAGACAGCGAGAGUCUUUGGGCAACCGAACGCCUCACACCCUGCCAAGAGCUGGCCAUAAACACACUCAUAAGCAGACUCAAUGAGUCCUUACAAGCUGGCAAGAUAACCGACAUAGCGACCUCAAGCGCCAUGGAACUAUACGGCUACAAAUUGACGUGUUUAGAGCAGAGGCUGCAUUCUCAUGCAGUCACUUUACAGAGUGCAACGGAACAUACUGCGUCUCUUCAACAUGCGCUGGCGUUAAUGCAAGCCACGAAUACGUCCCAGCAAGACGUUUUAUACACUACGCAGAUGCAAAAUGAGAAAUAUAAAAAGACCAUAGAAGAGUUGCACAAACAAUUGGAAGACGCGGAGAAAACUUUACAAAGUUUCCGAGCUAAACUAGCAGGAGAAAGGCUUGACAAAGAAAACCAAAAAGAAACGUUACAUAAAGAGUUCAGAUCCCAAGUAGCUAACAUAGAAAGUGAAAUGAAAGCUCGCGAAAGAGAAAUGGAGGAGCGCUACAAACAACUGGAACUAGACAACAGAUCAGUGCAGAAGAAAUUAGAACAACAGACGAACAAAAAUAGCGAGUUAGCCAGCGUUCUUAUAAAAUUCGAAGAGCGAGUUAAACAUAAAGACAAAAAGUUAGAAGAGGCUGCUACCGCUGAGGGCGCUUUAAGACGGGAAAUAGAUCAAAGGGACAAUAUGAUAAAACAAUUGGAGAAGACUGUGGUGGAACGAGAGAACAGACUGUACCAAGUGACCUCGCAGAUGGAAGAAAUGAAGCGCGUACAAGAGAUGGUGGCAAAGCUUAUGAGCAAAAGCACUUCUACAACUGCCAGUUAAAGUUUGGAGUUUACAGAAGAUGAAAACUGUCUUGGGAUCUCAUAAUUUUUUUUUUUCGUAAUUCCACCGUGUCCACUCAAAAUGAAUUGUAAUCGGUUAUAUACAAUGAUAAUGAUUUUAAAAUUAAAUUUCAUUGGUUAAAAGUAAACCUGAAAUAUAUAUGAUGGUCAUUAAAUUUAUAAAGUAUUUUAACAAAUGUUAAACUAAUAGAUGAUUGCGUGCAAUCUAAAAGCUUUUUCAUGGCCUCGCUUACCAUAUCGACUCAUUACAAACUCUAUUUAAAUUAUCUUUAAAUGUGAGAUUUUCUGUGUGACAUGAAAUGUUGUUUUAAGUGUAUGACGAGUGGCAUACGCGUUGCCAACGCGUUGUCAACUCUUAAAUUACUGGCACAAAAAUAUUGAAAACUUUGCUGUAUGUCACAUAAAUUUUUUUUUGGUAAUCAUAGCAUUAUUUCUAGACCUGACAAUAAUUGUGUUUAGAGAUUGAUGUGCAACAGAAUAAUACUUUUGCAAUUUGAACCAUCGAUUUUAUUUUCAUAUGUAUAUAAGUAAUGUUUUGAUGUUAAUGAUUUUAUGUCUUCAUAUUAUGUAUAUGAAAUGAAUAAUCAUAAUAUUUUUUCAAACUCUCAUUGAUAACUCUAAACUGACCAUCUACUGA
Messenger RNA from Pararge aegeria (speckled wood butterfly), 3141 nucleotides. RefSeq lists its product as uncharacterized. The record is from RefSeq and is a predicted model, not a curated record. The transcript is spliced from 20 exons. NCBI's taxonomy places the organism in Eukaryota, Metazoa, Arthropoda, Insecta, Lepidoptera, Nymphalidae. The coding region runs from base 1 to 2484 and encodes 827 amino acids.